Molecule: messenger RNA, 1358 nt
Organism: Oryza sativa Japonica Group (Japanese rice)
Lineage: Eukaryota; Viridiplantae; Streptophyta; Magnoliopsida; Poales; Poaceae
Product: E3 ubiquitin-protein ligase MIEL1
Molecular function (GO): zinc ion binding
Source: RefSeq, a predicted model, not a curated record
GUGGCCUAGCCCGGCCAAUUUCCAUCGCAGCCAUUUUUACCCCUAGCCCCCUCCGCUUCCUCCUUUUUACAUCCAAACCCCUCUUCCACUCCCCUCGCCGCCGCCGCCUCCGCCGUCGGGGAGGAUGGGAGGGGCGCACUUCCCCGGUGAGGGCGAGGUGGUGGCCGGGGAGGGCGACGCCGUCGUCCCCCUCCGCGACGUGGGCAAGAUGGAGCACGGGUGCGAGCAUUACAGGAGGAGAUGCAAGAUCGUGGCGCCCUGCUGCGGCGAGGUGUUCGCUUGCCGCCAUUGCCACAACGAUGCCACGGCUUCAGGUGAUCGGCAUACCAUUUGCCGCCAGGAUGUUGAAAAAGUAGUAUGUCUACUCUGUGAUACUGAACAGCCGGUGUCACAAGUGUGCAUAAACUGUGGUGUCAAUAUGGGAGAGUACUUUUGUGAUGUAUGCAAGUUUUAUGAUGAUGAUACAGAGAAAGGGCAGUUUCAUUGCUACGAUUGUGGCAUAUGCAGGGUUGGUGGCAAGGAAAACUACUUCCACUGCGCAAAGUGCGGGUCUUGUUAUGCUGUUGCUCUGCGUGAUAACCAUCAGUGUGUGGAGAACUCAAUGAGGCAGAAUUGCCCAAUUUGUUAUGAGUAUCUAUUUGAUUCAUUAAAAGGAACACGAGUUCUCGACUGUGGACACACGAUGCACAUGGAAUGCUUUUCUGAGAUGGUGGAACAUAACAAAUACACUUGUCCAAUAUGCUCCAAGACAGCUCUUGAUAUGACACAUCACUGGGCAUUGUUAGAUCAAGAGAUUGAAGCAACAAUCAUGCCUCCCGUCUACCGUUACAAGGUUUGGGUGCUCUGUAAUGACUGCAACAAGGUCUCAGAAGUGGACUUCCAUGUGAUUGGCCACAAGUGCAGCCACUGCAACUCGUACAAUACUCGAUCGACAUCACGGCCUGCGGAUUUAUCAGGAAGCAGUUCUCCCUCGACGUCAGAUUCGUCCGAAAACAAUCCGUAGAUAACAUGCCAUGUUGGUGCCCAACAAGAUCUACAGUUUAGACAAUCAAGUCCCAGAUUCAUACAUAUACAAGUAGUAGAAGGAACAUUGUUUUGCGGCUAGCCUAUCCAAGUGCCUACCCAAUUCUUCAAGAUUCAAUUGAUUCCUUGAAUCUUCAUGUGUUGGAACUGCUACUAGACAAAAGCUAUUGUGAUGAUACCAUAUGUUGUGUUGAAUCUUUAAUCACAGCCAUGGCUGUUAUCAGUGUGGGUGAAAGUGAAACCCAUCAUGUUAUCCAGGAGCUGAAUGUUGAUGAUUGCAAUCCAUGGAAAAUGGGUAUGCGUACUCUACAUGUUGAUGAUUGUAUGUUGGUUCA